Messenger RNA from Myotis davidii, 2078 nucleotides. RefSeq names its product pyroglutamyl-peptidase I (gene PGPEP1). Gene Ontology annotation, cellular component: cytosol. NCBI's taxonomy places the organism in Eukaryota, Metazoa, Chordata, Mammalia, Chiroptera, Vespertilionidae. The record is from RefSeq and is a predicted model, not a curated record. Bases 1 to 690 code for a protein of 229 amino acids. Gene Ontology annotation, biological process: proteolysis. The transcript has 6 exons. Gene Ontology annotation, molecular function: pyroglutamyl-peptidase activity.
AUGAGAUGGAUCUCCUGGGUGAUGGCAGGCUGGGUGGAGCUCAGGUCCCAGGCACCGCCUUGGACAAAAUCUUCUCCACCCGGGCUGUUUGUGGGGUUUGGUCCUUUUGGGGAGCACACCGUGAACGCCAGCUGGAUUGCAGUCCAGGAGCUGGAGAAGCUGGGCCUUGGCGACAGCGUGGACCUGCACGUGUACGAGAUUCCCGUCGAGUACAAGACAGUCCAGAGGCUCAUCCCCGCCCUGUGGGAGAAGCACAGCCCACAGCUGGUGGUGCAUGUGGGCGUGUCGGGCAUGGCAACCACAGUCACGCUGGAGAAGUGCGGCCACAACAAGGGCUACAAAGGGCUGGACAAUUGCCGCUUCUGCCCCGGCUCCCAGUGCUGCGUGGAGGAUGGGCCUGAAAGCAUCGAUUCCAUCAUCGACAUGGACGCCGUGUGUAAGAGGGUCACGACCCUGGGCCUGGAUGUGUCGGUGACCAUCUCGCAAGAUGCCGGCAGGUACCUCUGUGACUUCACCUACUACACCUCUCUGUACCAGAGUCACGGCCGCUCAGCCUUUGUCCACGUGCCUCCGCUGGGCAAGCCGUACAACGCAGACCAGCUGGGCAGGGCGCUGCGGGCCAUCAUCGAGGAGAUGCUGGGCGUCCUGGAGCAGUCCGAAGACAGAAUCCACUGUCGCCACGAACACUAAGAGCCACUCAGGCCUCCCGAGGCCUCACCCUACCAGGGACCCAGGAGGAGGCAAACUUUCAGCCGGUGAUCCGAUUCGGAUCAGAUCUUUCUGUUUACACACCUCCUCUCCCUUUUGAUCUGCAAACGUGCUGAUUGAUUUGAACGGGCUGCUGAAGAGUGUUUCUCUGUUUCCCUUGGCAUCUGGGGAGGUGGCCGUGAUGUCCAGAGACCCUUGGGUGCGGAUUUCUGAAGAGAAUCCUGAUUGGUUUAUCUCCACGCCGCGAUCCCACAGCUGGGCCACCUGUGCCCCUGCUCCUGAGGGCUCCGGGGACGGGAUUUCGGAGUUCCCUCCACCCCAUCACUGGCUUUUCCCAACCGUGAAGGCCUCUCCGAGAGGCUGCCCUGACCCGUGUCCCCACAGCUUGGACGGCCGUGGGCUUUGCUGUGACUUUGUUAUUUUCAAAAUUCUGUUCUCUCUCUCGCUUUUUAAAAUUAAUUGUUGAGAGAGAGAGAGAGAGAGAGAGAGAAAAGGGGGGAGAGAGAAACCCUGACUUGUUGUUCCCCUUAUUUAUGCGCUCAUCGGUUGCUGUUUGUACGUGCCCUGAUGGGGGAUUGGACCCGCAACCUUGACAUACCCGGGCGAUGCUCUAACCAAAUGAGCUGCCCGGCCAAGGCCUUACUCUCUUUUUUAAAACAAUAGUGCUAGUUUGGGCACCGAGUAAUUUAUAUUCCCUUCGGUUAAAACACAGGCUUUAGCCAACAACGAAAGUGUCUUUUCUUUUUCCUGGGGUGCAGCCCCUUCUGCCUCCUGUCCCGAGCACGGGACCUGCAUCUCCGUUUGGGGGCUGACACUGGCCGUACUUGGGUUUGGGGACUGAGUGGGGGGAGGGUUGCUGCCCCAGGAGGUUGAAGGGUUUGCUGACCCUUUCGACACCCCAGCUGUGAGCUCUGGAGCGGGCCCCCCGGUGGAAAGGCCGACUUUGCCAUCUUGACAUGUACAUGAUUUUUUUUUUUUUAAUAUGUAAAAAUUUGUAGCAGCUGAAAACCCACCCGCAUCUGGCCUGGAUUUUGGAGCUUUGGUGCUAGGGGCAAGCUUCUUGUUUUCCUUUAGGGGGCGCCCAAAGCCGGGCCUGGGGCUGGAGUUUGCCGAGCUCCUGUGUGUGCUGGCGCAGGGACCAGCGGGCUUUUGUGGGGAUGGUUUUUGGCGUCGCACCCCGAUUCAGGAGUGACUUGUUACCACCCUCCCCGGUGGCUUUGGACUUACAGCCAGGGAUGAGCGUGGCAUUUCCCAGGAGGCAACUACCUUCAGCUGUACCUUGGCCUCGUCAGGACAGGGCGGCGGCAGCAAGCGGGAAGCCGAUCGAGAAAAAAUACAUGUUUGGGGAGAAUUCCCGUUAUUUCGGAGAA